AUGGCAUCUUCAUCGUCCUCAAGCGCGUCGUCCUCAAGCGCAUCAUCCUCGCACUCCCCAACUCCUGAACCUGUUUCCAAAAAGCGCCGAUCUUCAGCUAUCUCUGAUUCCGAUUCCUCCAAUGAUAGUGAUUCGAGUGACUCCGAACCCGAGCAAUCAAACGAACCGGUUCUUUCCCAUGCCGCCAAACGGAAGGAAAAAAGAAAGCUGAAAACAAAGGACACAGAAGCUCCAGAGGGGGACAAGAAAAAAAGUACAAAAGCGGCCAGUGCGACGCAACCAAAACGGCAGAACUCUGUAUGGGUCGGCAACCUGUCGUUUAAAACAACCGCGGAAGCUUUGAGACGGUUCUUCGGGGAUGCAGAAAUAACACGCGUGCAUAUGCCCACAAAAGCUGGAGACAAUAAUUCUAAUGGUCCAGAUCGCAAAGAGAAUCGCGGAUUUGCUUAUGUUGAUUUUGCUACUCCUGAGGCCAAAGUGGCCGCCAUCGCCAUGUCUGAAAAUCCGCUUGAUGGUCGAAGACUCCUCAUCAAAGACGGUGGUGACUUCACGGGUCGUCCUGCACCUGCAGCUAAUGCGAGAGACGCAGCAAAUGGCGGCACCGUACCCCUUUCGGGCAAGGGAAUGUCGAAAACGGCCCAAAAAAUCCUCAGCGCACAAAAACAACCCCCAGCUCCCACUCUGUUCUUGGGAAAUCUCGGCUUUGAAACCACCGAAGCGUCGAUACGCGACCUCCUCACAGCACAUAGACAACUCAAGCCCAAGAAGGAGCCGGAAGUAAAAGAUGAAGAGGAGAAGGAGGGGAAGAAGGAGAAAGAGGAGAAAGAGGACGUAUGGAUACGAAAAAUUCGUAUGGGGACGUUUGAGGACAGUGGACUGUGUAAAGGCUUUGCGUUCGUCGACUUCACGAGCAUAGAACAUGCCACUGCUGCUCUCGUCAACCCCCAAAACCAUUACUUGAACGGUCGAAAACUAGUCGUCGAAUAUGCAUCAGCAGACGCUGUUCGUCGUGGUGGUGGCCCCGGUGCUGCGGGGGCCAGGAUCAAGCGCCUACAUGAAGCAAAUCGCUUAGACCCCAGGAAACGGCAGAGAGUCGAUAGCGAGCCGUCCAACGCUCAUUCUGAAGCACAAGAGGUUGCUCCAAGAAAAGAGGGUCGCGAAGGUCGCGACUCAGGGUCUGGCAGACCUAGGGGAGGCGGUGGGAAGCGCCCACGGCCUACGCCUGGCGCUGCUCUGGCGUUAGCAAAAAGAGAGCAGGCAGCCAUUGUCCCUAGUCUCGGAACAAAGAUUACUUUUGAUUCAUAGUGCCUACAGUUACGUCCUUCGCAUUCUAUGCAUAUCAUCAUCAGUCUUGAGUUAUGCACCAAUUACGGAGGCCUGAGGACGCGCAAUAGCGCGUGUUUCAGGGAGCGCGACUAUUAUGCUGGAGUAUGUAUGUAUAUGUGCGCUACAAAUUUACUCGUCAUCCUCUUCCACCAUGCCGACUUCGUAUUCUCCACAAACAUCCCAACGCGAGCCCUCAGCAGACGCAGAGACGUACUUGACAAACCGCAUCACGCCUUCGUCUCGAAGGACGAGCAGCAAACUGUUGAAUCCAGGCUGAACUGUGAGCAAGGUACCGUCCUCUUCCUCUUCGUCAUCAUCGUCAUCAUCACCUUCACCUUCACCUUCACCUUCAUCUUCACCUUCAUCUUCACCUUCACCUUCACCCUCGUCUUUACCGUCACUGUCGCCUUCGCUGUCAUCGUCUUCAUCCAUGGCGUCAUCAGCAUCACCAGGACUACUCUUUUUUGUGGUAUUAUUGGAGACUAUAUGACCAUUAUGCGGGGAGGUAUGAGCGACUCCGGUCACAUCCUUCCCGUUUGCGCCAUUUUCCUCUUUAAGCCCGUUGGCAGAAGCUUUGCUACGACUGGGGCCGGAGCGGUACACGGCCGGGUCAUCUUCCUCGCCAUGAGGAGCCAUAUAGCACUCCCAUCCUCCCCACUCGCCCGAUUGCCAGCCGCGUGGCUCGUCAGCCUUGUCUUUCCCCUUCACGCUCUCGCCGCCUACUUCUCCCACUUGCGGCGUCAACCCGAGCACCACAUCAAGCCGCGCCUCG
Messenger RNA from Heterobasidion irregulare TC 32-1, 2098 nucleotides. RefSeq lists its product as uncharacterized. Gene Ontology annotation, molecular function: RNA binding. The record is from RefSeq and is a predicted model, not a curated record. Bases 1 to 1305 code for a protein of 434 amino acids. Lineage: Eukaryota; Fungi; Basidiomycota; Agaricomycetes; Russulales; Bondarzewiaceae. The transcript is spliced from 5 exons.